Klebsormidium nitens is the source of this 1875-nucleotide messenger RNA. The record is from the annotation of a GenBank genome assembly. NCBI's taxonomy places the organism in Eukaryota, Viridiplantae, Streptophyta, Klebsormidiophyceae, Klebsormidiales, Klebsormidiaceae.
AUCGCAAUUCCUCUAGUUGUAUCCCUUGCAGGAGAAACAUGCCUGCCAUGCAGUGCAAGGAGAAUCGAGUCAGAUCGCGACAUUCCAGCUAGAAAUUUGAGACGUGAAAUUGAGUUGAACUUGGCCCAGGUGAGGCGAAAGCCUCAAAAGGCGGUGUUUGUAAAGCUGUGGGGUAGGAUCCUAGCACGGAUCGUAAGGAGUCAACACCUGCAGGCCACAAUGGGGCCCUUCCACCGGGCGCUGGCUGGCAUUGUCCGCCAGCUGGCUUCCAGAGGGAAUGCACUUUCAAACGGAUUGAAUGCUGGCGAUGCGCAGAUGCUGAGAGGGCUCCGGAUUGCCGCUGCUGCUCUUGAUAGACUGACUGUCUCAGGGGGUGGUGCAUUUGGCGGAGCAAGCACCUACGCAUCGAUCAGCGGUCCCACUUAUCCUUCUGAUGAUCUCCACCUUGCACGAGCGGACCAAUCGUUGAGAGGGACUUUUUGUAGCAGAAGGGGUUUUGCAACAGGGAAGGAUCCGGAACAAGAGCUAAAGAUCAGAACGACCCAGCAAAUCCUGGCAGACCUGAAUCUGCAGAGAAGCGACCUAAGAGGAACGCCAGCCAAGACAUCAGAAAGGAGUGGGGACGAUGCAUCCUCCGGUGAAAAGGAAGUUCUGGCUGGGUUUACAGAAUGGGAAGGUUCGUCCAGUAGUUCGUCUGACGACGACGACGGCAGUUCGUCGAGCGGUUCUUCGAGUUCCGACUCAGACGACGAGCUCAGUCAGGAGAACGCCGAAGCCGCCAGGCUGUGGUAUCCAAAGUUCGACGAGUGGUAUGCCAAGACCCAGGAAACGGUCUCUCCCACGCCGAAGCUAGUCAGCCGAUUCAUGUACCGGGAAGAUGGCGAGCGCAUCGAUGCAGACAGCCCCCUGAAAGUGGAGGAGUUCUGGCCGACGCAGGACAAAUUCCCAAGGGUAGACAUGCCGAACGUAAAGCUCGAAACGCACGGCGAACUGCCGGCCGGGGAGCCCUCGAUGGAAGAGAUGAUAACAAAGAUGGAUUUUGAGGGCGUGGAAGGUCUGCCGGCAUACCAGGAAAUGAUUGCAAUUGAGCUGUGGAGGAAGGCGGAGACGAAGCGGCUGGCGAGGGAGAGGGAACUGAAGAAGCAACUAGAGCAGGCGGCGUCGCGUGUGCGAACAGUCGACGAGUUUGGGAGAUCACAUGCGGUCGGCAAGCGGAAGUGCAGCAUUGCGCGCGUGUGGCUCAAGGAGGGGCAGGGCACUUUCACCAUCAACGGGCUGCCCCACGUGGACUACUUUCCGCAGAUGGAUUACCGCCUCAGCGUGCUCCAGCCGUUCUUUGAGACGUCUACCCUGGGGCAGUUUGAUAUCAUGUGCCGAGUCAACGGAGGGGGGCUGUCAGGGCAAUCGCAGGCCAUCAGGCACGGCAUCAGCAAAGCGCUGCAGCUGUUCGACCCGGAAAUGCGACCGGCGCUGCGGUCCGCGGGACUGCUGACUCGGGAUCCCAGAGUAGUGGAGCGGAAGAAACCAGGGAAGGCGAAGGCCAGAAAGAGUUUCCAGUGGGUGAAGCGGUAGUGAGGGUCGUUCCAAUGCAGUAUUUGUGGCUGCAGAGCACCAAUUAAGCAGAGCCCUAGAUUGUGCGCCAAUUGAUCGGCCCGGUAAUCAGCGCAUCUUUGCAAAAUGACACACUCAUCUCAGAGGCGACGAUUUGACUUCCGCAAUCGACUUCACUUGUUUGAUUGUUCAAGGCAGGCGCAUGAGACCAGUGAAUUUACGAACUUCACCGGCAUAAUCAACUCAGCUUGCAUGGGUUCGACAAGUUCGUGCCGUUAAAAAGCCUUGAUUUAGGAAGCCUGGAUUCAUACCUGAUUACUGGCC